AUGUCUUCCACGGGCGCAAUUGACUUCGCCCUCUACCGCUAUACGCCCUCCAUCCCAGCAGCAGCCAUCUUUGCCGGCAUCUUCUUGAUUCUCGCUAUCCUACAUCUCAUCCGACUGACUCAAACUCGCACGCUCUUCUUCAUCCCCUUUCUCGUGGGUUUACUAUUCGAAUGCGCCGGCUAUGUCGCUCGUAUCUUUUCCCACUUCGACACAAUGGCACUGGGCCCCUAUAUCGUCCAAACCAUGCUCAUCCUCGUCGCACCCCCGCUGUUCGCUGCUUCGAUCUACAUGACUCUGGGCCGGUUGAUCGUCACGCUCAACGCAGAAGAUAAAUCCGUCAUCCCAGUCCGGUUCCUCACCAAAAUCUUUGUCGUGGGUGACGUUAUCUCCUUCCUGCUCCAAUGUGGAGGAGGUGGCUAUAUGUCCGCUGGAUCCCUCUCUGCCAUGGAUACCGGCGCCAACAUCGUGAUUGGCGGUCUAAUCGUCCAGCUCAUCUUCUUCGGAUUCUUCGUCUUUGUCUCUGCCUUGCUGCAUUGGCGAUUAAAAAAACAACCGCAGUAUACCCAUCUCUCGCACAGCGUGGGAGCAUACAAUGUACAAUGGGAGUCCCUCAUGUGGGCGCUCUAUGCGGCCUGUUUGCUGAUUCUGGUGCGAUCGGUGUUUCGGGUCGCUGAAUUUGUAGAGGGCAAUAGCGGCUUCAUCAUGAGCCAUGAAUACCUCUUGUAUAUUUUCGAUGGCUGCCUCAUGGCGUUGACUGGGAUUGUGUUGCUCGUUGUCUAUCCGGGCGCUUUUUUACGCGAUGAGAGGAAACGGGAAAGCCAGGUUGGACUCACCACACAGGCCAAGGUUGAGACUUCGUCAACUUCUUCCACGAAUCCCAUGCCAGCGUCAUCGAAGUACCACCGUAUUAGCCACACCAAGUCGCGUCGUGGUUGUUUCGCCUGCAAAAGUCGACGUGUGAAGUGUGAUGAAGAACAACCAAUCUGUGGUGCCUGCUCUGUCCGGGGCGACGAAUGCAAUUAUCCGCCUGCUCAUGAGACACGGAGAGGGCCUGUUCGUCGCGAUGCAACAUCUGAUCAUGGAAGAAACCCGGGGUUAAUACCACCAGAAGUGCAUGCGAUUCCCAUCCGUCCGCUGGAUUUUCACGUGCCCCGCACAAUAUCGACACCAGAUCCAGAUCCCAAUGGCGAAGCCAGGGAGAGCUGGACCAUGCACGACAUGAAUCUCCUGCAACACUACAUCUUGCGUACGUCGAAGAAGAUGAGUUUCAGUCCUGGGAAAAUCUUGGUCUGGGAGUGUAUAAUUCCAGAUAUCGCGGCCAAGGACACGUUUCUGAUGCACCUGCUUCUGGCAUUAGCCGGGCUGGAUAUCUUGACAAGCAAUGAUUCUCGGAGACGUAACAUAUCACACACAACCGAGCUUCACGCUCUAGUUGAGCAUCACCAGAAGGGUCUCCAGGGACUCCAGGAGAAACUGGCGACAGGUGGGGAUGCAAAUGCCGAAGCGGCAUUUGCUGGGUCAAUGCUAAUCGUCGCUUUUGCAUUCGCAUCGCUCGGAAUCAGCAGUCUCUGUGUAGAACCACAGAUAUCACAGCCCUUGGAAAAGCCUCAGAUUCACUGGAUGCGACUUGUGCGCGGUAUUACAUCCAUCGCGCAGCAGUUCUGGGUGGCUCUCAAACUCAGCCGAUUAAGGCCUCUGUUGCAAUACAACAACGCCAACGAAGACUGGAAGCUGCUUGGCUCAGAACCCCCGACCGCGCCGCUUAGAAGUAUACAAUCGCAGAGUCUUUCCGCAUUUGCACUGGGUGCGCGUCAGGCCAUUUCAAACCUCAGGGGGUUCCUGAGUACUCUUCCGGGAUCCAAUGGAAACCCAGACCCUGACCAGCUUUUCACGGCACAAGACCAUGCCAUCACCGUGGCUGAAGACUUGUACAUGCGAAUUCUGUAUGUGCUUCACCUGCACCGAAUCGAGCCAUCGCCCUCCCAUCACGACAUCCAAGCCGAGAUGGAAGACGCGGCUAUUUCAUCCUGGCCGCACCUGGUAUCUGACGCGUUCAUCUCGUCUUUGGAUGCGGAUCAUAGCCCUGAUAUUCCAACGGGCUUUUCCUUUGCCAUUCUCGCGCAUUUGUACCUUCUUCUUACCUUAUUAGACGGUCUGUGGUAUCUGAGGGGUAACUUUCGGAUAGAAAUCAAGAAGGCCAAUGCAUUAGUAGCGGAACUUGACUCGCCGGAACUAGCUGGAUUGAUGGCUUGGGUGAUGGAUGUUGUGGGUUUACAGGUGGAUACCUCAUAA
Messenger RNA from Aspergillus wentii DTO 134E9, 2292 nucleotides. RefSeq lists its product as uncharacterized. Gene Ontology annotation, molecular function: DNA-binding transcription factor activity, RNA polymerase II-specific; zinc ion binding. The transcript is spliced from 6 exons. Bases 1 to 2292 code for a protein of 763 amino acids. The record is from RefSeq and is a predicted model, not a curated record. Gene Ontology annotation, biological process: regulation of DNA-templated transcription. Lineage: Eukaryota; Fungi; Ascomycota; Eurotiomycetes; Eurotiales; Aspergillaceae. Gene Ontology annotation, cellular component: membrane.